UUACUUUGCUUCCGUGCGGUAACUCCUGUCUGCUUCUCCAAACCGGAAGCCUGCCGACUGUCAUCUAUUGUAGGUAAUACACUGACUAUGGAUAAGUACCUCAUACAACACCACUUCAAAAAAUCUAAACUACCCUUUUAAGAUUGGUAGCUGAGUACUUUUAGGUAAAAAAAUCAAAAAGACAAACUCAUGUUUUGAGACAGUAGAAUCUACAGAAUAUUGCAUGGAGAUUUGUCUCUUUUACUGUAGAGCAGAGAUAUACUGUACCUGCCAGGUCACUUAAAGGAUAAUAGUGGUGUUUUCUCUUGGUUUAUGCCAAUCAUCAUCAGCAGUUAUUUCCAUGUGGAUUUUAUGUUUUAAGGAGACAAAAAAAAUUGAACAAUGGAUAUUAGGCGUGAGGAUUCAAACUAGAUUUAGACAGUAGAAAAGGCUGUUAAAAAGUGCUGUAACUGCAAACAACACUGUUGUUAUCCUUUAAGUGUUAUUUACAAUAUCAACCAAACACUACAUAUUUAACCCUGGCCUGUGAUUGUUAUAUAGCUGCGUAUAACUCCACACAGUAGACGACUCCUGCAAUACUAGUUUAGAAAAUAAUAACUACAGUAUUAUAUUGAAAGCUUGUGGCUUUGUGAUCAUGACUAUUAAAGGAGCUUUGGUAGAUUAUUUACUGUGCUGUUUUAUAAGAUUUUAAAUGUCUGUUGAAAAUAAAGGUGUUGUCUGUUUUUAAAUAAUAUGUGCAUUGUUUAAUUUUGCAUUCUGUGCCGGUUUGUGAAUUUUAAAUGAAUGGUUGUGAAAGGGGUAUUUCACAGCAUAUAUUAGGCUUCAUAAUACAGCUCAUAUAAACAGAUUGUUGUGUUUAAAUUGAAGAUUUUCGGUUAUUUAUUUGCGGUCUUUUUUUUCCUGUACUGUCACUGCAGUUAGGGAUUAAUUAGACUGAGGUUUAUCUCCUCAGCUUGAGCAUGCAUGUUAUCAAGCUCUCUUGUAUGGCCUCGAUGAAAAAUGUAUGUAAUAAAUAACAACUAGUCAAGACGCUAGCUGAAAAUGUUAUGUUUACAACCACAGAAUGAUAUUGUCUAUUAUAGAUGAAACAUCUGCUUUUGUUAUUUGUGAUUGAUGGAAACUAACUUUGGUUUAUUUUCUUUAGUAUUAUUUUCUUAAAUCUGAGGAAAGCAAUAACUUUAUUUAAAUAUCACCUUUUAAAACAAAGUAAUUUACAGUAAAAACAGAAUAACAGUAACCAAAAUCCAUUAAACAAGUCAUAUUUAAGAGAAAAAAAGUGAUAUAAGUGUAAAUUUUAAAGAUUUUCAUCUCUCCUUUUGAUAUUUGUCUUAAUGUUUGAUUUGUUUUGCAUCUAUUGCCCUGUAAAGUAUAAUGAAUGUAUUAUAUAUACUGUAUAUUACUAAUAUUUUAGCCAACAUUUCCCUAGAUGAGUGUCAUUGUCAACUGAGAGAGGAGUAAAAGAGAGGGAUCACUCUGCUAAUCUUUCCAGAAACCACUUUGUAGGCAGGGUAAGCGAGACCUGGAAUGCAGAGUUGGCCAUCCUGUCUUUCCCUGUUCAUAGAUGAUCUUCGGUGUACUGUACCCCACCAGAGUCAUCUGAUCCCCUAGCAACCAGCAGGUGUCGGUGUCACCACCAGAGAGAACGAGGUACAGGACAGUCCAAAACCCAAACACACUGACAUCGACCAGAGAAAAGGAACUAACCCUCACAAUCUUUUUGCGUGCAGCUGUUUCCCCACAUCAGCUUCACCUGUUUCCAUGGCAACUCGGACGCAGAAGCUAGCUCAACCCAAACCCAACCGACUCCGAUAUCCAGACUGUCGUUCUGUUUACUGGCUGGAUCAGCUGCCACCAGAGAAGACUAGAUGCACAACCAAAACUGAGUUAACCCCUCGCUGGUCGGAGCUAUGCAGAAGUAAAAAGUUCUACACUCAAGUCAUACCUUCUCCCAUAUGGGAGGUGAGUGAAUGGGCUCUCAGAGCCGUCCCAUCCGAUCGGCUGUGUAGUCUGGCUCAACCUCGGGCCCCUGCAGCUGGCUGGCAGCCGGACCGCCCGCUGCUUGCCCGUCUGAACAGAGGGACGCAGACGGCAGUCGCAACUUCACAAAUUUGCCAGCUUGCUCAACCAAAAAGAAGGCCAGUUCUGGAGGGCUCUGGCCUCAAAUCUAAACCUAUACCCAUGACCCACAUACCCUGCAAGGCAUCGGCACACAUAGAGCUACUUGCUACCCCUAAACACAACCACCCCAAGUUCGAAGGAGUGCGCUCGGUGUGCUGGCCCGUCUCCAGAGCGGCGAGAAACUACGUAGCCGGUCAGAGACUUCUUGAGCUGUCCAGACCCAAAGAGAGGAAGCCUCUGUUUGAGGGAUACGACCCGUACGUAGUUAGCCGGGCAGCCCGCUCCGCCAGCCCCUCAACUCGGAUACAACAGCUCUGUCUUCCUCUGCCUCGCAAGUGCAGCUCAGAGAGAUGAGGUUGGUCCCUGGGGAAGUAGUGAUUGUUCUCCUUUUUCCUCAUUGUAAUAAAAGUUGUUUACAUGUAAAAUCGUGACAAAGGCCUCUUAUUUGCUCUCUUACACAAAUAUACACAAAUAUACACAUGUAUAGAACAGUACAGCAGCAGACCUGGUUUACUUUACCACCCUUGAUUCACUGGACAACCCGGUCAAAGAACGUACAGUAUAUUGCCAAGAAGUAAAAGGCAAUUGUUCGUUCCAUUGCAACAUCAUCGCCCAGCAACAUAGCAGCGCUUCCGCCCUUUUUCUACUGAAAGCGACUACUGGACGCCAGCAAAACGUAAAAAGUGCUGUACAAAAGUAAAACAAAAUUAUUUCUAUUCUAUUGUACGCAUUUUCAAAAUUUCCAAAGUGGCAGCAGCGAAUGUU
Molecule: messenger RNA, 2883 nt
Organism: Sebastes umbrosus (honeycomb rockfish)
Lineage: Eukaryota; Metazoa; Chordata; Actinopteri; Perciformes; Sebastidae
Gene: spmap2
Product: theg spermatid protein
Exons: 8
Coding region: 1759-2472 (237 amino acids)
Biological process (GO): spermatogenesis
Source: RefSeq, a predicted model, not a curated record